Hyla sarda is the source of this 1991-nucleotide messenger RNA. RefSeq names its product fibrinogen gamma chain (gene FGG). Gene Ontology annotation, molecular function: signaling receptor binding. The record is from RefSeq and is a predicted model, not a curated record. The transcript is spliced from 10 exons. NCBI's taxonomy places the organism in Eukaryota, Metazoa, Chordata, Amphibia, Anura, Hylidae. Gene Ontology annotation, cellular component: fibrinogen complex. The coding region runs from base 460 to 1776 and encodes 438 amino acids. Gene Ontology annotation, biological process: protein polymerization; blood coagulation; platelet activation.
GAAGGCUGCAGUGGCUGUCCGGGCAAGCUGGGAGUUGUAGUUUUGCAACAUCAGGAGGUCCGCAGGUUGAAGACCACUGAAAAGGGAUUGACAGGCGGAGAGUUCACUCGAGUAUAAGCCGAGGGGGGCGUUUUCAGCACAAAAAAUCGUGCUUAAAAACUUGGCUUAUACUCGAGUAUAUACGGUUCAUUGAUUGUAUUGUAGGUUCUGGCAAUGGUAUAGAGAGCUCAUCUGGUGUAACCCCUCAACAAUGUGCUACUAUUUGUGUAUUUGUUAUUUCAGUAUCACUUGGAGGAGACAUCACCCCUCCAUUUGCAGCCUGGAGGCAGCUUUUUAUUAUAACAGCUUUACCUGAAGGUUCCAGGGUUUCUGCUGGCCAGGGAGAGCACAUAAAAGCAAGCUCCACUUCAUUUGUGAACCAUCCACUUAGCAGGUACAGGACGCAAAGGACCUGCUACAAUGUUGCGAUUAUACCACCAGGGUGUGCUCCUUCUCCAGUCAGUACUUCUCUUCUCAGGCACUUAUUGUCAAUACCCUCUCCCAAAUACAGAUAACUGCUGCAUCUUAGAUGAGCGAUUUGGGGAGUACUGCCCAACCACAUGUGGAGUAUCAGACUUUCUAAACAGAUACUACACAGAAGUAGACACAGACCUGCAGUAUUUUGAAGGUCUUCUAGAUAGAAUUAGAAAUGAAACUACGACUACUACUAUAAUUGUGACUGACAUGCAACAAGUAGGAUCCAAGCCCCAAACAGCUCCACAAGGGAUCAAAGACCCUACGCAGAAAUCUAGGAGCAUGUUGGAUGAGAUUACAAGAUAUGAAAGGACAGUUACAGACAAUGAGAGGAUCAUACAAGAACUACAAGACAUGUAUAACUCAAACUCACAAAAAAUUAGCCUGCUAAAACAGAAGAUAUCAGUACUGGAAACCCAAUGCCAACAACCAUGCAAAGAUACUGUACAGAUACAGGAGUUCACAGGAAAAGACUGUCAAGAAGUUGCGAAUAAGGGAGCAAGGACCAGCGGCCUUUACUAUAUCAAGCCUCUCAAAGCCAAGCAGCAGUUCCUGGUUUAUUGUGAAAUUGAACCAUCUGGAGCCGCAUGGACUGUUUUGCAAAGAAGGCUUGAUGGCAGUGUGGACUUUAACAAGAAUUGGAUUCAAUACAAAGAAGGAUUUGGAUAUCUAUCACCUACUGACACAACAGAGUUUUGGCUUGGAAAUGAAAAGAUUAACCUUAUCAGCACCCAGUCUACCAUUCCAUACGUUCUGAGGAUAGAGCUGGAGGACUGGAGUGGACACAAGAGCACAGCAGACUACUCCACAUUCAGAUUGGGUUCUGAAAAGGACAAUUACCGGCUGACAUAUGCAUUUUUCCUUGGUGGUGAAGCUGGAGAUGCAUUUGACGGCUUUGAUUUUGGAGACGACCCCAGUGACAAGUUCUACACAUCUCACAAUGGCAUGCAGUUUAGUACCUAUGACAAAGAUAAUGACAAAUUUGAUGCUAACUGUGCCGAGCAAGAAGGCUCUGGAUGGUGGAUGAACAGAUGUCAUGCUGGUAACCUCAACGGCAAAUAUUACCAAGGUGGCACCUACUCAGAGUCUCAGAGUUCUAGUGGUUAUGACAAUGGAAUUAUUUGGGUAACAUGGCGAAGCCGUUGGUAUUCCAUGAAGGCAGUGUCAAUGAAAGUCAUUCCUUUGAACCGAUAUGGAGGAGAUGAUCAACAGCAGUUUUCAAAGGGUGCAAAGGUCGGAUUAGAACAGCGAGGAGAUUUCUAGACUUUUGAAUCUUUUAUCUAUUCCACACUGAACAUUUACAAUAUUAGCAUCACACCAUUUUUCCUGUCUUCAAGUAGAUCCUGUUUACAAAUAAAGUUUUCAAAUGAUAAAAGCAAUCAUUGUGCUAGUGCCAGUGCUGGUUUCUGCUGCACUUGCUGUUGUUGUUUUAAUUUCUAAUAGAAAGUGACAUGGAAAAUAUAUAUAUUUUAAAUAUG